AUGGCACAUUCUUCUCUGUCAAUAAGUUUUGUUGUUGUUUUGGUUUUUGGAGGAAUAUUAUUUGUUGAAGCAAUUCCAAGAACCUUCUUAGUGUUUGGAGAUUCACUUGUUGAUAAUGGAAAUAACAAUUACUUGGCUACAACUGCUCGUGCCGAUGCUCCGCCGUAUGGAAUCGAUUAUCCAACUCACAGACCAACUGGUAGAUUCUCCAAUGGUUACAACAUUCCUGAUCUUAUCAGUCAGAGACUUGGUGCAGAAGCAACAUUGCCAUAUUUAAGUCCUGAAUUAAGAGGAGAAAAGCUUCUGGUUGGAGCUAACUUUGCUUCUGCUGGAAUUGGGAUACUCAAUGACACUGGAAUUCAAUUUGUUAACAUUAUAAGAAUGUAUAGACAAUAUCAGUAUUUUGAAGAGUAUCAAAAUAGAUUAAGUGCACUUAUUGGAGCAUCACAAGCGAAAACUCGUGUGAAUCAAGCGCUUGUUCUAAUCACUGUUGGUGGUAAUGAUUUUGUAAAUAAUUACUACUUGGUUCCUUAUUCCGCAAGGUCUCAGCAAUAUCCAUUACCUCAAUAUGUCAAGUUUCUCAUUUCUGAGUACAAAAAACUUUUGCAGAAACUGUAUGAUUUGGGAGCUAGAAGAGUGCUUGUGACAGGAACAGGACCAAUGGGAUGUGUUCCAUCCGAAAUAGCACAACGUGGAAGAAAUGGAGAAUGUUCAACCGAAAUUCAAAGAGCUUCAUCAUUGUUCAAUCCUCAACUUGAAAGCAUGUUACUAGCACUCAACAAGAAACUUGGUAGAGAUGUUUUCAUCGCUGCUAACACAGGAAAAACUCACCUGAAUUUCGUAAACAACCCGGGACAAUAUGGUUUCAGAACAUCAAAAAUAGCAUGUUGUGGACAAGGACCAAACAAUGGAAUAGGUCUAUGCACAGCACUCUCAAACUUGUGUUCCAAUAGAGAAGAGUAUGCAUUUUGGGAUGCAUUCCAUCCAUCUGAAAAGGCAAACAAGCUUAUUGUGAAUGAUAUCAUGUCUGGCUCUAAGGCUUACAUGAAUCCAAUGAACCUUAGCACCAUCUUAGCAUUGGAUGAAACCAUAUGA
Molecule: messenger RNA, 1095 nt
Organism: Lathyrus sativus (Indian pea)
Lineage: Eukaryota; Viridiplantae; Streptophyta; Magnoliopsida; Fabales; Fabaceae
Source: the annotation of a GenBank genome assembly